Messenger RNA from Daktulosphaira vitifoliae (grape phylloxera), 855 nucleotides. RefSeq names its product UDP-glucosyltransferase 2-like. The record is from RefSeq and is a predicted model, not a curated record. Gene Ontology annotation, molecular function: UDP-glycosyltransferase activity. Lineage: Eukaryota; Metazoa; Arthropoda; Insecta; Hemiptera; Phylloxeridae. The transcript has a single exon. The coding region runs from base 1 to 855 and encodes 284 amino acids.
AUGUUGAAUAUUGGUGGCUCACGUAUCCUAGCCAUUGAAACAAUCGCAGGAAAAAGUCACUGGAAUUUUAUGAGAUCCAUUUUAAGAACUUUGAGUGAACGAGGACAUCAAGUAACAGUAUUUACACCAUUUCCAGAUGGAAACCGCCCUAACUACACUGAAAUAGAUUUGUCUUUUGAAGUACCUAUAAAAGUUGGAAUGAACGUACAAGAUAUGUUACAAAUAUUUUCUACGUCUACAGGUUUUUUACCAGUACUUCUUAAUAUGACACGUUAUACUUGUGAAAUAAUUUACCAAAAUGUAUACAUGGAAGAAAUCUUAAACGAAAGCCAUAAGUUUAAUUUCGACUUAGUCAUUACCGAACCAAUGUGUUCUUCAUGUGUAGAUUAUGCGGCCGCUAAACUAAAGCUUCCCAUGAUUUACCUUAUGCCAUCGCCUAUGAUAACUUAUAAGGAACGAGAAUUCUAUGGACAUAUACCAAAUCUGGCAACAACUUCUCAUGUAAUGGCUCGGUAUGCAAGGCCCCGCACUUUUUGGGAACGUUUCAGUAAUGUAAAAUUACAUUUAGAAAUUUUAUACGCAUUAGCCACUAAUGAAAAAAAAUUAAAGAAUCUGUAUCCAAUGAAUUUUGAUUAUAUAGAUUCGAUAAGAUCAUCAUUGACAUUUAUUAAUACUCAUUACAUUACCGAGGUUCCUAAUUCUCUUCCACUAGAUGUAGUUCAAGUCGGAGGUAUACACUUAAGUAUACCAAAGCCUAUUCCAAAUGUGAGUACAAUUAAAUUACCCAGCAUUUUAAAUUAUUUUAACAACUAUCAUAUUAAAGUCAAGGCUAAGCAAGUUGAUGAUUUUUCUUAA